Messenger RNA from Saprolegnia parasitica CBS 223.65, 420 nucleotides. RefSeq lists its product as hypothetical. Gene Ontology annotation, biological process: mitotic spindle assembly checkpoint signaling. Gene Ontology annotation, molecular function: ubiquitin binding. Gene Ontology annotation, cellular component: bub1-bub3 complex; kinetochore; mitotic checkpoint complex. Lineage: Eukaryota; Oomycota; Saprolegniomycetes; Saprolegniales; Saprolegniaceae. The transcript has 4 exons. The record is from RefSeq and is a predicted model, not a curated record. The coding region runs from base 1 to 420 and encodes 139 amino acids.
AUGAUCCCGGACGGCCAAGGCUACGUCGUGACGACGACCGAAGGCCGCGUCGGCCUCGAGUACUUUGACGCCGCCAAGAAAGGGUAUGCGUUCAAGUGCCACCGACAAAAGGUGAGCGACACCGAUACGCUCGUGUACCCUGUCAACGCCGUCGCCUUCCACCCGACAUUUGGCACGUUCGCGACCGGCGGCUGCGACGGUGUCGUCAACAUGUGGGACGGCGACAACAAGAAGCGCAUUUGCCAGCUCGCCAAGUUUGGUGCGAGCGUCGCGUCCAUGGCCUUCAACCACGACGGGUCCAAGCUGGCCGUGGCGGCGUCCGACACGUACGAAGAAGGCCCGAAAGACAAUCAAGACGACACGGUGUACGUCCGGUCGAUCUCGGAGGCCGAGGUCCGGCCCAAGACCAAGGAGGCAUAA